Molecule: messenger RNA, 3262 nt
Organism: Xiphias gladius (swordfish)
Lineage: Eukaryota; Metazoa; Chordata; Actinopteri; Istiophoriformes; Xiphiidae
Gene: perm1b
Exons: 4
Coding region: 113-3262 (1049 amino acids)
Biological process (GO): response to muscle activity; regulation of DNA-templated transcription
Cellular component (GO): cytoplasm; nucleus
Source: RefSeq, a predicted model, not a curated record
CAAGGACAGACACAUCAGAGCUGAAAUGUUCCUGCAGGGAGAAACUACUGACACCUUCAAAUUGGACGUCUCGUCCCUCUGCAACAGAUUGAAGAGCAUGUGAGGAUUCAAAAUGGAUGAUUUAGAUCACAGCAUGUGCAUUGCAGAGUUCGACUGGACCAGCUUCUAUGAUGACAGUGAGGAGUGCGGCCUGCUGCAGCCUUCGCUCGCCUGCCCCGACAACGCCAGCCUUAGCGAUUCAGAGGAUUCAGGAGACUCAACUUCAGUCCUCAGUACGGGCCAGCAGGAGAUACUGCCGAGCCCUGAAGUGAACCGUGACGGAGCUGAGAGCAACGACGCAGGAGAGGAGAGCUGUAUAAAGUUAUCGAUGGUGCUGAAUGAUAGUACAGGAGGAGAACAAGCUGAAGAAGACAGUGAGACACAAGUGAACUCCGAAAUAUGCCUCGAUUGUCCCGCAGGAAAUACCCUUAGCACAAAAGAGGUGCACAUGGGGACUGCAGGAGACGUCACAGAGGACACAAAUGGGAACAUUACAAACACACUGCAAACUGAAACAAUACAUGUUCGGUGUUCAGGAGUUUCUAAAGAGCUGAAAAAAGAGGACGGAGAUCUGCAAACAGAAACAGAUCAUUCCAGAGAGGAACCUGGUCCGCUGUUUCUAAACCAAACAGAACCACACGUGAAUGAGCCACAAGCUACAGACAGAACUGUGAGCGAGGAUGUGAGCAGUGUCGCUCCAAGAGCAGAGAAGGAGCGCUGGUUCGUGACAGUGAAUGACAGUCCUGCACGACAGCGGGUGCAUGCCACCCCCGUGAAAAAAAAACGAAAACAAAAAAAACCUUGUAAAAACAGUCACACGUGCAGCCGAGGGCAGGAGCAAUCACUUGAAAAUGGCCUGGAGUUAGAGAUAAACAAAAAUCAAAAUGAAUCUGAGGGAGGGAGGGACAUGGGGGGCCUCACUCAAUCAAAACGAAGCUUGGCUCAAGACUCAGGAUGGCGUCCGAAUCCUGAGAGCGUUUCAGAUUCAUUGCAGAUGUCUUCUGAAGAAGACAAUGUGUUAGAAAAACUGGUGAUCUCUCAUUCCCCCAAAGAAAAUGUCAAUGACCCAACAACGGACGAAAACAAACAGGAACCAGGCAGCUCAGCAUCCACAUCACAUGACAUACGUACACCCAAAGACCCUUCGCGGUUGGAGAGUGUGGAGUCAGACGAGUUUGAAGAUGGUGUUGACCUCUUCUCUAUUCACAGCUAUGACUCUGAAAGCUAUUUGUCUGCUGCUGAAUCAGUGGAGGAAACUCAGCAUCUUCUCAUGGAAAACCUUCAACCCGUGGAUUUUAAACAGUUGCAGUACUCAGCGUCUCUGACCUUGCAGACUGAGAGUGCCCUCGCUGACAGUACCCGGGGCAGACAGAUGCGUUCUUGUUAUAGCACUCUCUCGACCAACUGUGACGGUUAUGACGGCACUGACGUUGAGCCUACCCUGGCGUUUCCAUCUGCUGGCCAAGGAGACUACAAAAUGCCAGAUGACAGCUCUGCAUGUGAUAAUAACGCAAGCAGCACGGUACUCCACACGCUCUUGGACACAACUGGAGUCCAAAAAUACAAAAUGAAUCAUUCAGCAUCUGGUAGCUCUUCAGGUGAUCAGCUUAGUCCUCUCCCUGUUCCUGAUUUAACUCUAACACCUUGCUCUGUGGGUGACAGCCCUGAAACAUGCACCGAGGCUGCCGGCAACACUCGACCUGUGUUCGCCAUUUCUGCCUUUUGGGAUGAAAUGGAAAAACUGACGAUAAAUGACAUUUUGCAGCUUAGGAUGAGUAGAAGCAUGCCUCCUAGGGAAACAGAAGAAACAGUGGUAGCAAAUGCAGAUGAAUCUCCAACAAACUCCCUGGAUGACACUGUGCAGUAUAACCUGUCUGACGGUGGUCUAAUGGACACGUCGGACACUGCUGAUUCAGACUAUUUCACACAGCUUGAUGAAUCCAAGCCAGAUCGCUCAAGCUGUGAGUUUUCCACCUCAGAUUUUGAAGAGGAGUACUGGCAGUUUAUUGCCUCCAGCAGGAACCCCAGUCCUGAUCCUCACAGCCAAAACCAACAGAGGACAAGUGACUCUCAUUUUUUAUCACGUGAGGAAGAGGAGUCCACGAGCUCUGAAGGAAAGGAGACACCUGUGCCUUUGGAGGACUUUGGGGGACAGAGUAUCGAGGAUCGGGAGUCACAUACUUUGAGCAAACUUGCACGGCCAAGACAGAUGACAAAAAGCAAAAGUAUGCACGAUGUACAAAUGCUCAACAAAGAGGAUUUACCUUUACCGUUUGGUGUUGAUAAGAGCAGUCUAUUUCUCAGCAGCUGUCAGUCUCUGGAGGAAAACAUGGUUUUGAAAGUCAGCGAAAACCUGGGAACACUAAUACCUGCGCCUUUUCCACCCAACACAGAUGUACUAGAUGAACAUUAUCAAACAUCCUUGUUUGAAUACUUUUUCACAGAGGAUAAAGCAAAGAAUGACUCCAGGGGCAUUGCUGUCUAUGACCCAGAGGACAUCUCAGUGGCUCCUGUGUUUGACUACACUCUUUGUACAUUCAGGGAUGAAAUGUUGUUCUCUUCCCUCCAUGAUUCCCAGCGCAGCGAGGAGAAUCCCAUCCCUAUCUUUUCUUGUUCUCAUCCUACUGUCAGAAAUCUCACAUUCCCAAAAUCGGACUAUGUUUUCUUGAGGGCAGACUGCCAGGCAGAAGAAGGGGUGGACAACCUCUCUUCAAUCAGAGUUGUGUCUCCCUCUUUCUUCCUGGCCAAUCAGUGUUGGGCAUCUGCAGCAGCUGCAGGUGGGUCUUGCAACUGGAAAAGUUUAAUAUCGACCAGGAAGAUUUGCUUCCACGACAAAGGCAGCAUCCGGUGCAGAAGCUCUGGCACCUGGGUGUUUCCAAUUGAGGCUGAGAAGAUGGAGAGAGAGGAUCCACCGAGCACUGUGCUGGCUGAGGGAAGAGUCUCUUCAGCUCCUUCGCAGCUGUUCAGAGAGCUGGCAGUGCAGCAGAGCACUUUGGAAACUAUAGAGACAAAAAGACGAGAGGGCAUCUUAUCUGCGCUGAGGCAGUCAGAUAUGUGUUUGGUCUGCAUUGCCUUUGCCUCCUGGGUUCUGAGGUCUUCGGAUCCAGAGGCUGCUGAUGCCUGGAAAGCAGCUCUGCUAGCAAACGUGAGUGCGCUCUCAGCUAUCCAGUAUCUGCGGCAGUAUGUGAAGAAGAAGACAAGUCCUCCUCAAGAUGAUCCCUGA